GGAAAUGGUAUUUUAUGACAGUGGCGGGAAAGCGAAAGUAGAAAAAAUAAUUUUCAGAAAAUCAGAAUACCGUCGCGAAAGGCAUAUGUCUAAGAUUACGAAACUGUCUAGACUUAAACUCUUUUUGAAGUGAUGUCACACCGACCAAGAGGUGGGGGUGGGCAAUAUCGACCCAGAAAAUUUAAUGACCAGGAAAGGCAACAAUACAGAAGAUGUAUGGACCUUGGCAUGCCUUAUCCCCCAGAUCCACAACAGGUGUAUGUGUUUAUCCAGACAUUGAAAAAAGAUGCUGAGUCAGCUCUCAACAACCAUCAUCUGGAGCAAGCUUUGUCCUUGUACACAACAGCUCUAAUGGGAUUUCAACUGUUUCCACGGAUACCACACAUAGCGGAAGAACACCACAAACUGUUGUGUAAUAGAUCCCUGGUGUUUCUGAGAAUGAGACGAUUUAAAGAGGCAGAGAGUGACGCUGUAGCCGCCAUAAACUCAUGCCCUAGUUUCGUAAAGGGAUACUGGAGGGCAUGCCAAGCCGUGAAAGGUGGAUACAAUGGUAUACAAAAAGCUAUGCCAUACCUUGUAAACGGUCUAAGAAAAGCCAUGCAUGGAGAGGGGAACCAGCAUGAUAUUGUUACCUUCCUGGCAGAAAUAUGUAUACUGGUUACCAGGGCACCACAGACUGAGGCUAUGGAGAAUUUACUGAUGGACGAGAUGGAGAUACCAGACGAGGAAGAUGAGGUAUGGACGAAAGUUGUUCACAAGUUGGCGAGUCAGAACCAGUGGGAGAGUAUUUCUUUGCUUCUUACAGGAUAUAAUGAGGGUGUUUCAUCAGAUCUGGAGAAUAUAGAGGUAUCAACAUGGAAGUGUGAUGAUCUGAAUAUAGGUGUGAUGUUGAAGUCUCUAACAGACACUAAGAUACAGGCCUGGGGAGAGGAUUUAGCCGUCGCACUGAUUGAUAUGGGAGCAUCUGUUGAAAAGAUUGGACAUCAGUUUGGCAUGCCUACACUUCUCUACGUAGUAAAGCUAUCCCUCCGGCUAGGUGUAACAGAACUUUUGAGUCAUAUUCUAAAGGAGUAUGAAAGAACACCAGAGAAGAAAGAUGAGGUGGACAAUGAUGGCAGUACUGCUCUACACGUUGUUGUUAAAUCAAAAAUGGCAAACCCAGAUCAUUCAAUGGUUGUACUAGAAUACCUGCUAGAUGCAAAAUGUGAUGCUUCUAUCACAGACAGAAAUAACAAGAAGCCAAUUGACUAUGUGAGGGAAGGAGAAAAAGCUCAUGAUCUCUUAAGGAAGGCAGCUAAACCAGUUGGGGAACUACGCAAGGACUUAGAAGUGUUCAAAUCUCAGGGAAAUGCAGCGUUAAAGUCAGGGAAACACCAAGAGGCCUUGAAAUUCUAUGAGAAGGCAAUAAAGAUCUCACAGCAGUCGAAGCAGCUUUACAAGGAGGCAGCUAUAGUGUACAGUAACAAAGCUAAUGUUCACUGCACAUUGAAAAAUUAUACAGAAGCACUUACUAACGCUUUGGCUGCUAUCUCUUGUGAUAGUGCAUACCAUAAGGGCCAUUGGUGGAAAGCAAAAGUACUGCUUUGUAUGGGUUCUACCCAUGAUGCCUUUGGUGCCUACAUGGAUGGUUACAUCAAGUCCGAAGUGUCGUCCGAUACCAAGUUCAGUUUCCUCAUGGAAGCUGUUACACUGCUCAAAAACAUUCCAGGUGAACAUUUUAUUAACUGUUAUAAUCAACUGCGAUUCUUAAGUCGUGACAUCUGGCCUCAGGUUUUGGGGCGUCUCAGUAGAAAUACUGAGUGGAAGUGUAUCGCAUACCUCAUUCUGGGACCAAACUUAGAGAAACAAAGAUUUGGAAAGAAAGUUACGUCUGACAGUAUUGAAGAAGUCUGCACAGGUGUGGCCAAUUUCAGUCCUACUGUAGAAGUGCAAACCAACACAGUAUUUCAGUACUUGGACAAAUGCGAUCCAAAGAAAGAGGGGCCUUGGUUGGAUGCUGUAUUGUUUGCCGUAUAUUACCACGGAAACGUUCAGACAUUGAAAUGUCUUGCGCAAGAUGAUAACGAUUGCCCUAUACAUGCUGCUGUUAGAUUCGCAUUAAAGACAGGAAGGACGUCUUUGAUUGAGGAAUUUCCAGGUAGAGAUCAAGACGCAGACAACCUAGGUGAAAAUGCUGAAGGGGAUUCUGUUUACCAUUGUAUCACUAAAUUGCGCCCGCCACCUGAAGCUAAGAUACUCAGUAAAGUUACGGAGAUCAUGAUGAAAAAAGGUUUAAGUGUGAUGGCCAGAGAUGCCAGUGGUAAAUUAGCUGUGGAAUACUUGGAUAACAAAUACCCUGGUUAUGUUUUUGAUAUAUUCUUCAAGGCAACCAAAAGUCAUACAGUAGAUGACAUAAACAAACUGAAAGAAGAGGGAAAUGCACAGUUUAAGUGUGGAAAUGUCCAAGAAGCCAUAGAGCUAUAUGGGAAAGCCAUCAACAUAUUCAAGUCCAGCAAAGCUCAAGCAGUGCAUGCAAAAGUAACGAACCAUGAGAUAGCAGUGCUGUAUGGUAACAGAGCGGAGGGAUUUCUGAAACUGAAGAUGUACCAGCAGGCUUUUGAGGAUGCCAUGGAAAGUGUAUCAUUUGAUGGCCAUUGGUACAAGGCCCAUAUCCGUGUUGGUAAAGCCCUAAAAGGUAUGAAGAAACUAGAGAGUGCAUUGAAAGCAUUUGUGAAUGCUUAUAAAGACGUAGAUGCUCAUGUGGAAGACACGGUGAAAGUUGAAAUCCUCAUUGAAUUAGCAACGGUGUGCUCAAAUAUACCGAAAAGUGUGUUGGAUGUAAAAAAGAGAAUUCAGGACAUCCCAGUUGGACAUGGACAUAUUUGGGCUCGGGCAUGUUAUGAACUUGUCAGCAAAGAUGACUGGGUAAAUGCAGCUGUGGCGCACCAUCAGUAUGUAGUCGGCAAUGCCAGGCGGCCUCAUCUUACAUUCACACUUAAACCAUUCUGUAACUUAACUAGACUCAGGGAACAUGUGUGGGGUGUGGAUAUGUUGCUGUACUUCCUGGAGUGUGGAUGUAACAGGAAGACUAUUACACUGGAGAACGGGGAUACAUAUCUGCAUGCUGUUGUUAGAAUGACACUUCUCGUGGCAAGGAAUCUAUCUCUUCUGCAAUACCUUACAAAGCAGUACUGUAAGUUGAAGGACAUCGACCAACAUAAAUUGGACAACAAUAACAACACUGUUCUACAUACAGCAGCUAGAGAACCUCGGGUGGACAAAAAUAGGAGAUAUGAUGUGAUCAUACUGUUGCUGAAAUGUCAAGUUGACCCAAACCAGAAAAAUCGGAACAAAGAUUUAGCGUUGGAGUAUCUGCCAGAGGAUGAAACUCAGAGUAGAGAGGCUCUAAGAAUGGCUAUGUAUAACAAAGAGAACAUUUCCAAGUUGCCAUCAUCUCUGCAGUCAAGUAAGGAAUUCAGUCAAUCCAAAAGCAAGCCUUUUUCUGAAGUUGGCCAGUCGUAUGUGUCCAACUCCCAGUCUAGUCAUAAGAAGGCAUGUGAUCAGUGUGAUGACCUUUACUCACAAGGGGUCAUCAAGUUUUCAGAGGGGGAGUUGAGAGAAGGGUAUGAGAAGCUGACAGAGUUGAUUAACCAGAAACACAAAGGAUCAAGGCAUGAGAAAAUUGUGAAGAAGGCUGUGUCAGAAAUAAUAAAAAAAUUAGCUGAGACGCAUAAUCCAGAGAUACCAAAGUGCCUUACAUCUGUCGGCAAGGAGAUGUAUCUUAUGAUAGUAGAUCAUCUAGCAAGCAGUGGUAAAUGGAGACAGUUAGAUAUGGUUGUUAGGAAGUAUAGACAGAUACAUGGCUCAGACCAGCUUAAAGGUUUUGCAUCGGAUCUAACAGUGGUGCCUGUUAUCAGAGAAACAUCACUGAAAGCAGCGGAGGAUCUCAAACUUCAGAUUGUAACAAAUAUUCUAAACAGUGGAGGAUCUUUAGGAAGUGACAAUGGACAGAUGGCAGUGAAAUGUGCAGUUGGUGAGGAGCAUUUCAAAGUACUGACAGAGUUGGUGAAGAGAGGUGCUGACACUAGGAAUUUGUCAGUGUACGAGGGUGACACACCCAUACAUGCUGCCAUGACGAUCGUUUUGGAGAAAGAAAAAUCACCUGUGAUACUUGAACUUUUACUGAACCAAUUUGAAAAUUCACCAGACACUCAUUCUCAUCUGGACCCAGAGCAGUGGGAUAAAAAUGGAGACUGUUUAUUUCAUUUGAUUGCGAAAGCCAAGUUUAGCUCAUAUGUUCUUAAACUGACCGAAAUGCUAUGUAAAAGAAAUGUGUGCGCUAAUUAUAACAACAAAGAUGGUAAACUACCAACAGACUACAUAACUAAAAAGAAUGACCGAAGAAUGCAAUUUCUCCGAUUAGCAAGAACAGUUCAGCCUUCAAGGGAACAAAUCUAUGGUCCCAAACAUCGUAAAAAGGAAAGUAGUUCCAUGAAGAUUGAGAUAGAUGAUGAGUUACAUCAGUUGCCAAGACCUGCGGAUAGCGAGACAAACCAGGCACCUGUCACAGAGGUUGUGAAAACAGUUAAAAAUACUUUAAGAGAGAAGAGGAAAAGAAACAUUGAAGAAUUGAUAAGACUUCUUCCUGAUAGCAAACAUUCAAUAUUUAAAGUGGAACAUUCCCCAAGUAAGAGAACUGCAAUAGAGAGGGUUAACAGAGAGACUGACGGUACAGUUGUGGAUAUAGAAGCUGAUACGGAUAAUUACAAGAGAGAAAGCAUUGUUUAUUCUGGGACAGAGGGUUUAAUGGAUAACAAAAAUGACCUUGUUGAUGUGCAGGAUGAAAGAAAAAAUGUGGUUGCAGAGUCUGAUAAAGAAAGAAAGAAGGAAAAUAUCAGAGGAGAUGCUGAAAAUAGACCUAAGCAGCCAGUUUUACUUGAAGUAGAUCAGGACAAUAAAAUAGGGAAAACUAUGGAAGAUCUGUCGAGUGGUGUAGAAACAAUUGGACGGAAAAUUGGGAAUGUUGUAAAAAGAACUUUAGAAGAUGUUGCUGCCAGUUUUAAGCCUAAACCAAAAGAGGAAGAUGUCAGUUUGAGCAAUUCAUUAUCUGACACAGGAGAGGGAAAUGGUACUAAUGUGGAUAUGAAAGUUGAAAGUGAUUCAGGACCACCAUCACUGGAGAAAGAUCAAGAAAUACAGACUGCAAUUAACACCUCUGAAAACAUGGAUGAAAGUAUAGAUGAGUUUGUAGAUGCCCCAGAACCUUCAAGUGAAGAUGAAAUUGGAGAAACAGCUAUGAAUAAGGAAGAUUUAGGACACAAAAACAACACACUUGCUGAAGACCAUAUAUUGGAAAACAUAACAGAUGAAGCUAAUAAAUUCCUUGAAGAAAAGCCGGAAGACAGAAUUCUGGAAACAGAAGAACACAAAAUGAAAGAAAAUUUGGAACCAUUAGGUGAAGGAGAUAUCAGACCAGUUGGUAUGGAACAAAAUCAAGAAGUUGAAGAACAGGUCGAAGAAAUUGAAGUUGAAGAAAGUGGUGAUGAAGAUACAGAUGAUGAGGAGGAAGAUUUUGAAAUAGAUGUACAGGUGUUUGAUAAUCUGGAGUGGGAAGUGGAGUGUACAGCAGAGGUAUGGAAGACGUUGCGGGACAAACAUGUUAUACCCGAGCUCAAACGCCGAAUUGUGAGGAAAAUACAGCUCUUGGCAAGUGGAGACUGGCAACCUCACCUCUGCAAGAAACUGAAAAAUGUUCCUCAAGCUCUGAAUUUGUUUGAAGCAAAAUUCACAAAGGGCAGCAGAAUCAUAUGGGAGUUGGCUGUAGCAUUUUCUCCCAGGUGUAGUGAGACUGCAGAGCGCCGCCUACAGGCAACUUCAGGAGAGAUCACGCAAGCUGUUAGAGGUGGAAGAAUCUAUUCUGAGAUCAUCAGAGUCUGGGAAAUAGUGCUGGACCAUGAUAAAAUACACAGAAGUGUUCAGAGGAUCAAAAAGUCUCAUCAGAGAGGAGAGACAUGCAUCAUACAGAAGAAGUUACGUGGUAUGAAGGGAGACAAUCCCCAGCUAGCACAGGGGAUGGGGAAGAGGUACCCGAUGUUGUACGCAGAGGAGGACAUUCCAGAUGAAGAGCUUGAACAGCAUCACCAGGAGAUGCAGCGAUUUUUCCCACCAGCCAGUUCAAAUGACACUGAAUACCAUAUCCUGAAGUUUUACUCAUUCUCAUCCACACUCGUGAGCCAUGUACUGCAGAACAUCGAGACUAAAGUCGACUUCCCGUUCCGAGUGACAGAUCUAGAACAUGCCAUCAUCAACCUGAGGUCAAAGGCACCAAUACUUCUACUGGGCCGUAGUGGAACUGGCAAGACAACAUGUUGUCUGUAUCGUCUAUGGAGCCAAUUCCAUUCCUACUGGAACAAGGCAAAAGCUGCGGAUGCUCCUCUGUUACCCCGAUGUAUAGAAUUUAUCCAUGAAGAAGCAGAGGAGACGAGUACUGAUGAGGAGUCAGAUAAUUCUGAUGAUGAGGCUAGUGAUGACAACAGUGCUGAUGAAGCUAAUGCUGCAGCUGCUGAAGGAGCCUCAGGAUGUUGUUGUUCAGGUCAGGAACCAGCAGAAGAAAAUAUGAUUGGGGAGCAGUAUGAUCAUAUACAUCAACUCUUCAUCACCAAAAAUGCCGUCCUCUCCAGUGAAGUACAGAAGAACUUCAGAGAGUUAAGUCACGCUGAUGAAUUGAUGAGAGAGCAUGUUCAGCACGAGGAAGAAGUGUUGCCAUGCCGGCUGCAGGAUGUACAAGACUAUUCUUUUCCAUUGUUUCUAACCUCUAGACAGUUGUUGCUUAUGCUAGAUGCAUCCAUUGGACCACCAUACUUUUUUGAAAGGAAAGAGGAUUGGUCCUUGAAGGUUGAUAUAGCAGGAUGGACUGACCUGGAUGGACCCCUAAGUUUUCUCCCUUUACUAGAUGAAGAUUCAGAUGCAGAGGAAGAAAUAGAACAGUAUGAGGAAGAUGAUGAUGACGAUGGUGCUGGGGAUGCUGGAAUUAACACUGGUGGCAAAAAACUUAAGCUUGAUCCAAGAAGGGAGAUAACUUACAGUGUAUUUGUGGAGGAGAUCUGGCCACGGAUCAGGAAGAAGUUGGGCAGUAAUUACCACCCCUCACUCAUGUGGAUGGAGAUAAUGUCAUUCAUAAAGGGAUCAUAUGAAGCGCUGUCUAAACCCUGCGGCUACCUGAAAAAAGAGGAGUACAUUAAACUUGGUAGGAAGCGUGCCCCAAAUUUCUCAGGAGAGAGAGACUCCGUAUACUCGUUCUUUGUGAGAUAUGAGCACUUUAAGAAACAGAAUUCCCUGUUUGAUGAAACUGACUUGGUCCAUGAUGCUUUUCGUCGUCUGAGGCAUUUAGGAUCGAGGCCUUGGGCUAUACACCAGAUAUAUGUAGACGAGACGCAGGACUUCACACAAGCUGAGCUGUGCUUGCUAAUACGACUUUGUCAGAAUCCAAAUGAUAUGUUCCUUACAGGGGACACAGCACAGAGUAUAAUGAGGGGUAUAUCAUUCCGGUUCAGUGAUCUCAGGUCUCUUUUCUACCAUGCUAAACAAUCCAUGCAGGCCAUGGGUAAAACUUCAGCUGUAGAAGUUCCAAAACAGGUUUAUCAACUCACCCACAACUACAGAUCUCAUGCAGGGAUUCUCUCCCUUGCUACAAGUGUACUGGAACUGAUGGUGGAGUUCUUCCCAGAGUCAUUUGAUCGUAUGAAUCCUGAUCAGGGAUUGUUUCAUGGUCCGCAGCCUAUCUUGCUUGAAUCAUGUAGUUUUGGUGAUCUAGCUGUUUUAUUGCGUGGAAACAGAAGGAAAACAUCACACAUCGAAUUUGGAGCUCAUCAAGCUAUACUUGUUGUAAAUGAUGCAGCUAGGGACACCAUACCGGAGGAAUUGAGACUUGGACUUGUUCUAACUAUCUAUGAAGCAAAAGGUCUGGAAUUUGAUGAUGUUCUUCUCUACAAUUUCUUCAAGGACUCACAGGCAGGGAAGGAAUGGCGAGUAGUGACAGAUUUCUUGGAGCGACUGGCAGAUCAUCAGAAAGAUGGAGGGGAGAAGCAGCAUGAAAGCUUGGUGCAGAUUGAUCAUAACAUCCUGGCAGCUUGCGUGCGACCAAGACCGCUCAACUUUGACCCCAACUUACACAGAGUUCUCAAUUCUGAGCUAAAACACUUGUAUACAGCAUUGACAAGGGCUAGAGUGAAUGUUUGGAUCUUUGACGAGGACAUGGAAAAGCGGGCUCCAAUGUUCGAGUAUUUUAAGGCUCGCAUGUUAGUUAAGUGUAUGCAUGUGGAGGAGAUCAAUGAAACAAGUCUGUCGGAGACAGUUUUUGCUGAGAAAUCUAGCCAAGCUGACUGGAUACGACGUGGUGAUGACUUUAUGAGACACUCGUUGUAUGGAGUUGCAGCCAAAUGUUUUGGUAUGGGUGGAGAUCAUGAACGAGAGAAGAUAGCUCUAGCACAUGGACAGGCACUUACUGCUUCACGAUUAAAAGACAAUCCACGUGAGAUGCGGGAGGAGUUCCUGUAUGCAGCAGAAUUGUACAUGGAGUGUGAUAGACCUACUAAGGCUGCUAUAUGCUUGCAGAAUGCCAAGGAAAGAGACCUUGCAGCAGGCUUGUUUGAGAAACUGGGACAGUACGAGAGAGCGGCAGAGAUAUACCGGAAGUUAAAGCGACCAGCGUCUAGCAGUAGAUGUUACGAACAGCUGGGAAACUACAACAAAGCUGUUGAGGUCCUGUAUGAAAGUGAAAACUUUGACUUAGCAAUUGAUACACUGAGGAGAUAUCACAUGAUUAUGAAGGAAUUACACCAGAAAAGAAGUCCCAUACCAGCUCAGCUAGUAGCUAACAAACCCGAGGCUUUCUACACAGAGGAGAAACUUAGUCAUAGGGCAGCAGAGCUAUUCCACAAAUAUAAAAAUGUAGAGAAAAUGUUAGAUGCUGUUGACAGAUUCCAGAAUAUCAAUGACAAGGUGGAGUUUCUGAAAAACAAGAAUUAUAUUCCAGAAGCUGCAAAAAUACUUGAAGAAGAUGGUAAAUUAGAGGCUGCAGCCAACCUGCUCCUGAUGUAUGGUCUCUUGGACGAAGCAACCGUUAUGGCAAAGAAAACCUUAAAGGAGGAAGUGAUAGCACACUGCCUGCUUGUGAGUUGCAGAGUGAUGCUGUCAAAGAAAGACAAGAUUGAAAUUCACAAAAGUUCUUUAGAGCAAAAUCUGAAAGAGGCAUUUCAUCUGUUUCAAUCUUGUGGUGAUAACGAUAAGUAUGGCCAAGUAACACUUUUGCAGGCAGAGCUUUCAGGAAAUGUUGAUAGCAUUAAAUUUGGAUGGAAGGCAUUUUCUUCGUCUAAACCAUUUUCAAACGAGGCUGGAUUGGUUGAAUGUGUUGACUGGCUUAUCAGAAAAGAAGAUCUAGGGAGUUUACAAACACUUCAAACAGCUGUACGUGGGAUAGAACACAUAUUCAGCUUGUGUCAAGCUUUGUUGGACCCCAACACACAGACCAACAUGGAGCGAGUGCAGAAAUACGAUCAGUUCUAUGGACUUGGACCAUUAACCCAAGACAAAGUUGUUAUUCAUACCAAAGAGAAGCCCAUUUGUAUGAGAAUGAUUCAGGAAAUUCUCAAAAGCAAGUCUGAGACAAAGAAGAAGGCUUUAGAAGUAUAUAAGACAGACGUUCAUGAAGCCAUUGUAGUUUAUCUGCUAAACAGAGCGAAAGGUUGGCUUAAACCAAUGAACGAUGCUUUAAAUAAAAUGCGAGAUGUAACUAGAGUCUGUGAUUACUUCCAGGCAGGAUUAGACUGUCCGUUUAUGGGUGAUGUGGAUAAGCAGUGUAGGCUGCUCCAUUCGGUGCACACAAGAACAAGCUUCCAGCAGCUUAUUCAAUUAGAUUUGUUGUUGAUAGAGUUUGAAGGUAACAUUCAAGAGGGCGCAUCAAAGGUAAAAAGAAGGUGUCCAGCUGGAAUCAGGCAUGUUCUUGAUGAUUACCUUUUGACAGAGAAUGCUGACCCAAAUAUAAAAUACCAGGCGUGUGUGCAGCUCUGGAAUGACUUGAUGCCAGCUUCUGGUCAUUCUUUGUAUGUGGGCAAUGAAAGCAGGUCUUUGUUACAGUACAUCAGGAGAGAUAAGGUUGUUGUUCACUUUAAACGAUUUCUUUUGGAAAAGUGGAAGAUGUUCACUGCUGGGGAGAAAAAGUUGAGGUCAGAUGCAGCGAGAGAGACAGAGGUGUACUUGCUGUUCGAGUUUGGAUACCAUUUGUUUGGCCUUGAUACAGGAAAGAGGAAGUUAGAGCGUUCGCCUGAAGAGGAGAUGACAAAACUGGAGCGUAUUUUUGAUGCUGAGGUUGCUGCUAAACCAAACAUUGUGCGCAGUCAGAGAUAUUAUACCCUGAUGAUGUCUAGAGACAAAAUAUAUGUCACCUGUGUUGCCCGUAGAUUUACCGAUGCAUUUUCGCUUAUUUCUAAAAGUGGAGGCGACCCAUUUGAAGCCAUGAUGAAAUUCAGUAAAUUUCAAAUCCAGCUCAGUCAGAGGAAUACCACAGACUACAAUUUCUACCCAGACCUUAAGACCUAUCUGAUGUGGCUAGAAUUCUAUACCUGUAUCGCCAUUUUUCUCAUUUCAAAAUUAAAAACAAAGAACUUUCCAGACUUCGUAUUUAUCUUGCCGAGCAAUUAUUUUGCUUUGAUCCAGUUUAUACAGUCUACAUUUCCAAGUUCUGGGUAUUCAGUUCUUGAAUUGGUGAGCUGGUGGAUGCCAGCUUACCACAAGCAGGUGCAAACAGAAAGUCUUAUCUACGAACGGCUAAAAGGAUUCUCGUUUGUAGUAUCUGGACAUGCACAAGAAAUUCGUAUUUUGGACAAGCUGCUACAGAACUGUAAAGAGGAUCCUUGUAACUAUGCCAUGCUCGAGAGACUACUUAUACUGAAUAUGACAAUGGUAUGUAAUAUUGGAAAAGCUGUACCUCAUGAGAGUGAGUUCAGUCUGAUGUCAUCAAUGAGCCACAUCACUUUACCUGAAAAGUCGUCAGAAAGAAUUGAACACGUUCUGGCAUCUGUCAAAACUUGUAAAGGCAUCUCAGAUGUAGCCAAUACAUUGUGCCGUUUGUUGUCAAAACGUGACCAAAAGGAAGAAUUAUUUAUCUGCAAAUGGAAGAUGGGAAAGAAACCAACAUUAGAAAAGGCUGUUCUUCAGAAUUUUAGUCUUUUUGAAGAUACCUUCGUGAGUGAAAAUACACUUCCUGCCAUGCAUGCAGCCAGAGUGUAUAAGGAAGAAGUAACGCCCUUGGAGUCGCAAGUUGAAGCAGAUCUUGAUGAAGAAGAGAUUGAGAGGGGCAGAAGAGAGAAAGAGGCACAGAUGAAAAAGGAAAGGACAAAUAAGGCAGUUCUUUACGUACAAAGAAUGUUCCGUGCUAAACAAGAAUUGAGGAGCCUAAGGAAGGCAAACUUGAACAAAAAUGAAUCCAGUAGUUCACUAGGCUCUUUGUUGGAAGGCAUAAAGGUAGAUGACAAUAUGUGUGGUGUUUGUGGUGUUUUCUUCUUUGAAAAACUUGAAGCUAGGUUAGAACUUGAAAAAUCAGUUUUUGUUGGUGGAAAAUCUGUACUGAAUGAAAUGCAGUGGGGAGCACAACAGGGGCCUAAGCAAGAAACACAAGAUGGUAAUCAGAGCACAUGGGGAUCUUCACAAGAUAAUCAGUUUCAGUCACAAGAACUCAGAAAACUGCAGCUGAAAAAUAUAAGAACACAGCAUUUGCAAGAAAGUGGACACAUUCAAAAGUGUAUGGAAUUGAAUGCUUUCAAAACUAACUAUAAGGUACACAUUGCACCAAAGCUCAUAAAAAUGAAUGAAUUCCUAUACGAGUCGGCAUAUGGCUUGAUUGAUCAAGAUUACGUAGCCAGGAAUUAUGCCCGAGAGCAAAUGGCAAUUGAAAGAAUGAAGAAUAAAAGCAAACUGAUUGAGAAAGAGGUGCAGUUAUUGAUGAUAAGCCGCAUGUGGUCGAUAACAGCAGGGCUUAUUGAACAGAAAAUGAAGGAGUUAGAGACAGACUUUGCUAACGUGAGGCCAUACGUUGAAGAAACAUAUGUUAAGCUGAAGAAGGAAGAAGAGGAGCGGCGGAUAAGACAAGUUGCUGCAUCGUCGAGUGCGAUGUCACAACAAGGAGAGAAUUGGGAAGAUGAAUUAGACGACAUAGAGGAGGUUGUCGAUGCACCAGUACCAAGGCAUACUCGUGAGUUUAGGAAUACCAAACAUUACAGAGGCAGGAGGAAGCCAUAUCAUUAGAUUGAAAGGAAUACUUUGUUUUUGUGACGGAACUGUGAUUUAGUGUAUAAGAAAAACAGUUUAUUUGUUAACAAUUUGGUUUAUAAAGUUUGUGGAACAGUACAGUCCUGAAAUCGGCGUUUAUCAGUUUGAUUAUCGGGUGCCAUCUGUCUGUAUUAAAGCUUACUAUAGGUUCUGAAAAUGCGACCGGAUGCUUACUCUUAAAGGAUGAACUUUGAUCUCAUGAUUUGUGCCACUUUUCGUGAUAAAAGGUUGCCUAUAAACAUGUACCACUUUCAUUUGUCAUGGAUUUCAACCAAACUAACCGUAAGACAAUGGUUCUCUAUUGGUCCUGAUGUUUACAUUGACUCGGGAAAUAUUAAGAACAUCCACUUUUCUUAAGUUUAGCUUUUAUGUAAUGCAAGAAAGGUUAUACACGUUAUAAUGUUAUUAAGUUAUAUGUCUAAAGGAUAAGUGAUAAUUUGAUAGAAAAUCUAAUCGUAAGUAUUAUAAAAAAAGUGUUAAUGUUUCAUAUUUUGAAUUUAUAUAGGGUUAUUCUCAGAAUUACAUUGAAGCAUUAUUGAUACACCAGUUUCAGCUAAUCUGAAAUUGUUCUUGAAAAUCAGUGUGGUAUUGUCAGUUGAUCGUCGACAUUGGUAUUAAGUUCUUUUGGGUCUUUAAACUACCUUUAGCUUGAAUAAUCGUGCAUUAAAUUAUAAUUAUGAGUGAGCAGAGAUUUUAUCAGCAUUAUGAUCCUUUUUGUACUUUUGGAAUUUGUAUUUUCUUAGUAAAAAAAUGUGUUUAGGUCCACAUUCUUAACACUUUUGAAAGAUUUAGCCUUAUAUCAUUAAUACUAUAACACUGUCAAGCAUAUUGCAUAUUGUCAAAGAACGGGACCAGUAGACAGUGCUGUUUAGUGGUUAAACAUCUUUAUACUCACUGUUAUACCAUUUUAGUUUCUGUUUUUAUGUCCCCCACCCCCCAUACACACACACACUCCUAGGGCAGACAUUGUUUUUGCCCUGUCCGUCCAUCGCACUUCAUUUCCGACCAAUAACUGGAGAACCAUUUGACCUAGAACUUUCAGACUUCAUAGGUUGGCAGGGCUUAUUGAGCAGACAACCCCUAUUGUUUUUGGGGUCACUCCAUCAAAGGUCAAGGUCACAGGGGCCUGAACGAGGAAAACCGUUUCCUAUCAAUAACUUGAGAACCACUAGAGCCGGAAUGUUGAAACUUCAUAGGAUGAUUGGACAUGCAGAGAAGAUGACCAGUAUUGAUUUUGGGGUCACUAUUAAAGGUCAAGGCCACAGGGGCCUGAACAUGGAAAACCAUUUCCUAGCAAUAAAUUAAGAACCACUUGGCCCAGAAUGUUGAAACUUCAUAGGAUGAUUGGAUAUGCAGAGUAGAUGACCCCUAUUGAUUUUUGGAUCACUUGAUCAAAGUCCAAGGUCACAGGGACCAGAACAUUGAAAACGCUUUCCGAUCAAUAACUAGUGAACCAUUUGACCCAGAACCUUAUUGUUUUUGGGGUCACUUUCAUUUAGGUCAAGUCACAGGGGUCUGAACAUGGAAAACGGUUUCUAGUCAAUAACUUGAGAACCACUUGACCCAGAAUGUUGAAACUUAAUAGGAUGAUUGGACAUGCAGAGUAGAUGAAUCCUAUUGAUUUUAGGGUCUCUUGAUCAAAGGUCAAGAUCACAGGGGCCUGAACAUAGAAAAUGGUUUUCGAUCAAUAACUUGAAAACCACUUGACCCAGAAUGUUAAAUCUUCGUAGGAUGAUUGGACAUGCCUAUUGCAGUCAGCCAUUCGACUGUCUCUUUUUACUUUCGCUCCUGUCUCCUAUUGACACUAUGCAUUGGGGGAGACAUGUGCUUUUCUACAAAAGCAUCUUCUAGUUUUGAAUUAUUUUAGUGCUUAUUCUCUGUUAUAAAUGCAUCUAGUCUUAUAUCUGUUACAGCCAUAUAAUAUUAUUAGAUCACUUAUGCCAUAUGUUAAGGGUGAUAUACUGGUAUAGAUGGUUUCUGCAUCGAGCAUCUUCUUCACAAGUGUCAAUAUGGUUCCAUUUGAUUUCAAAUGACAACAGUAAAAACAAUUUUAAACGCCCUCUAGUGAUUUAUAUGAUAAAUUUUCACCAACGUUUGUCUUUAGUAUUCCUGCAUGUACUUCACUUGCUAGUUUUAAAAUGACUUUAUAGAUAGCAAAACAUCAUGAGCAACAUAAUGGAGUUUCCCUAUUGCUACAGCUAAAAGACAACAAUUGAACCACUUGUGUUAAGUUUGGGCUAUCCAUGACCCUCUAAAAUAAUACUGUCUCAAAUAUUUAUUGUACCAGCAUCAAAUAUUCAUUGGGCGGGGGCAGUUCACAUACCAGGUCCCAUAGAUCUAACUUCUUUUCUGACAUUAUUAGAAAUUCUCAAAAAAAAAAAAAAACCCGACAUUUUCUUAAAUGUUUCUGAAACUUGUCCGCACAAAACUUUUGAUCAUUAUUUUAGUUUAUACAUCAAGUUGGAUAACUGCAUUUUAAUUUAACAACGUUACAUUAUUACCCUUUUGUACUUUAAACUUCUUCGAAAUUCUGGGAAGGUAUUUGCGCUGAUCAUCAAAACAGGUUGUAAGACAAGUUCAUCAACAGUUUAUAAUUUAACGGUUUCUUUUUACUAUUUGCGCUUGGAAAAUGUCUUAAAAGCACAAUUUCCUUCAAUAAAACCUUCGCAGGAAUUGAUUUAAAACAACCCAAACCUGGGAUCUUAAUGCAGGUAUAGAGAUGAAGUAAAGUUUUUUAUUAGCUCACCUGUCACAAAGUGACAAGGUGAGCUUUUGUGAUCGCGCAGCGUCCGUCGUCUGUCCGUCAGUCCGUGCGUCCGUGCGUAAACUUUUGCUUGUGACCACUCUAGAGGUCACAUUUUUCAUGGGGUCUUUAUGAAAAUUGGUCAGAAUGUUCUCCUUGAUAAUAUCUAGGUCAACUUCGAAACUGGGUCACGUGCGGUCAAAAACUAGGUCAGUAGGUCUAAAAAUAGAAAAACCUUGUGACCUCUCUAGAGGCCAUAUAUUUCACAAGAUCUUCAUGAAAAUUGGUCAGAAUGUUCAUCUUGAUGAUAUCUAGGUCAAGUUCGAAACUGGGUUACGUACCAUCAGAAACUAGGUCAGUAGGUCAAAUAAUAGAAAAACCUUGUGACCACUCUAAAGGUCAAAUUUUUCAUGGGGUCUUUAUGAAAAUUUGUCAGAAUGUUCAUCUUGAUGAUAUCUAGGUCAAGUUAGAAACUGGGUCACGUGCGGUCAAAAACUAGGUCAGUAGGUCUAAAAAUAGAGAAACCUUGUGACCUCUCUAGAGGCCAUAUAUUUCAAAAGAUCUUCAUGAAAAUUGGUCAGAAUGUUCAUCUUGAUGAUAUCUAGGUCAAGUUCGAAACUGGGUCACGUGCCUUCAAAAACUAGGUCAGUAGGUCUAAAAAUAGAAAAACCUUGUGACCUCUCUAGAGACCAUAUAUUUCACAAGAUCUUCAUGAAAAUUGGUCAGAAUGUUCAUCUUGAUAAUAUCUAGGUCAAGUUUGAAACUGGGUCACGUGCCUUCAAAAACUAGGUCAGUAGGUCAAAUAAUAGAAAAACCUUGUGACCACUCUAGAGGUCAUAUUUUUCAUGGGGUCUUUAUGAAAAUUUGUCAGAAUGUUCAUCUUGAUGAUAUCUAGGUCAGGUUCGAAACUGAGUCACGUGCGGUCAAAAACUAGGUCAGUAGGUCUUAAACUAGAAAAACCUUGUGACCUCUCUAGAGACCAUAUAUUUCACAAGAUCUUCAUGAAAAUUGGUCAGAAUGUUCAUCUUGAUGAUAUCUAGGUCAAGUUUGAAACUGGGUCACGUGCCUUCAAAAACUAGGUCAGUAGGUCAAAUAAUAGAAAAACCUUGUGACCUCUCUAGAGGCCAUAUUUUUCAUGGGAUCUGUAUGAAAGUUUGUCUGAAUGUUCAUCUUGAUGAUAUCUAGGUCAAGUUCGAAACUGGGUCAUGUGCGGUCAAAAACUAGGUCAGUAGGUCUAAAAAUAGAAAAACCUUGUGACCUCUCUAGAGGCCAUACUUGUGAAUGGAUCUUCAUGAAAAUUAGUCAGAAUGUUCAUCAUGGUGAUAUCUAGGUCAAGUUCGAAACUGGGUCACAUGCCUUCAAAAAGUAGGUCAGUAGGUCAAAUAAUGAAAAAACCUUGGGACCUCUCUAGAGGCCAUAUUUUUCAUGGGAUGUAUAUGAAAGUUGGUCUGACUGUUUAUCUUGAUGAUAUAUAGGUCAAAUUUGAAACUGGGUCAGCUGAGAUCAAAAACUAGGUCAGUAGGUCUUAAAGUAGAAAAACCUUGUGACCUCUCUAGAGGCCAUACCCUUGAAUGGAUCUUCAUGAAAAUUGGUCAGAAUGUUCAUCUUGCUGAUAUCUAGGUCAAGUUUGAAACUGAGUCAUGUGCCUUCAAAAACUAGGUCAGUAGGUCAAAUAAAAUAAAAACCUUGUGACCUCUCCAGAGGCCAUACUUUUCAUGGGAUCUGUAUGAAAGUUGGUCUGAAUGUUCAUCUUGAUGAUAUCUAGUCAAGUUUGAAACUGGGUCACGUGCGGUCAAAAACUAGGUCAAUAGGUCUAAAAUUAGAAAAAUCUUUUGACCUCUCUAGAGGCCAUAUUUUUCAAUAGAUCUUCAUGAAAAUUGGUCUGAAUGUUCACCUUGAUGGUAUCUAGGUCAGUUUCGAAACUGGGUCACAUGCGGUCAAAAACUAUGCCAGUAAAAAUAGAAAAACCUUGUGACCUCUCUAGAGGCCAUAUUUUCAUGAGAUCUUCAUGGAAAUUAGUGAGAAUGUUCACCUUGAUGAUAUCUAGGUCAAGUUCAAAAACAGGGUCACGUACUGUUGAAAACGAGGUCAAUAGGUCAAAUAAUAGAAAAACCUUGUGACCUCUGUAGAGGCCAUAUUUUUCAAUGGAUCUUCAUGAAAAUUGGUCAGAAUUUUUAUCUUGAUGAUAUCUAGAUCAGAUUCAAAACUGGAUCACAUGAGCUCAAAAACUAGGUCACUAUGUCAAAUAAUAGAAAAAAGUACGUCAUACUCAAAACUGGGUCAUGUGGGAACAGGUGAGUGAUUCAGGACCAUCAUGGUCCUCUUGUUUUUUAACAAAAUUCUUUACUAUUUUGGAUUUGAAAAAAAAGUUGUUUUCCUUAUAAAGCUAUGAAAGCAGUGAAAGCAUUUUGAUGGAACUUAUCAUUAUUAGUCCCCUGCUGGUUGAAAACCAGUUUUCUGGAGUAGGAUUGUGCUUUUCUGUCCGUAAACAAUUCCGUCCGUACGCAAGUUUGUGUCCAGUCCAUAAAAACCCUGACAUUGUUUCAAAUCGCCACUACUAACUUCUUGUGAUCCGCGGUCUAGAACUCUGAUGCCAAUAUAUCUUAAAUUUUGUCUCCUUUUUAGCUUGACUAUUCGAAGAAUAGGGGAGCUAUCCUACUCGCCCCGGCGUGAGCAUGAGCGUCACACAAAUGUUAAAGUUUGCGUACCACCCCAAAUAUUUUCAAAGUCCAUUGAGAUAUUGCUUUGAUAUUUUGCAUACUUGUUUACCAUCAUGACCCCAGUCUGUAAAAAGGAGGAGGCAACUCUAUCAAGCAUUUUGACUGAAUUAUGGCCCCUUUCCGACUUAGAAUAUGCUUAUUGUAAUGUUAAAGUUUGCGUACAACCCCAAAUAUUUUCAAAGUCCAUUGAUAUAUUGCUUUUAUAUUUUGCAUACUUGUUUACCAUCAUGACCUAGUCUGUAAAAAAGAGGAGGCAACUCUGUCAAGCAUUUUGGCUGAAUUAUUGCUCCUUUUCGACUUAGAAUAUGCUUAUUGUAAUGUUAAAGUUUUACUCAUGGCUUAUAUUAUACUAUCAAGCACUGAGAAUAGUCGAGCGCGCUGUCAAGUGACAGCUCUUGUUACUUACAAUUUUAGGUUAAACCCUAGAUGCAUUUUUACUCUGUCUCUGUUACUACUAAAUGUGUUUGAAUUAAAAUAGUUAUUCAACAUCAUAUUACACAAGGCCCAUAAAUCUGUCACACUCCUUAGAAUUUCAGCUUAAUUUUGAUGCACUUUCAUUUUAUCCAUGUUGUUACUAAAUGGAUUUGAUUCAGAUGUAAAAUACUUGUUUCACAUCAUCACCAACAUCAUAUGACACAAGAUACAUUUUCGCUCUCUCUGUGUUACUACCCAGCUUACUGAGAUAUGAUUCAAACAUUUGUCCAAUGUCACCCUCCACAUCGGGAUCAUUAAUCACUCCAUUUAUAGCUCUAGUCUGAUCCGGUUUCACUUUCAUAGAGCUUGAGGAAUUGUUUUCAAAAGAAAGCUUAUAUACAGCAUUGUUUUAUAUAAGUAAAUGACUAAGGCCCAUUUGUUUUUUGAAGUAAAAGUUCAUCUUUACAUGUUUUUUUUUUCUUUUUAAAUGUUUUUAGCUCACCUGUCACAUAGUGACAAGGUGAGCUUUUGUGAUCGUCCGUCCGUCCGUCCGUGCGUCAACAAUUUCUUGUCUGCACGAUAGUGGUUUCAUUUAUGAUUUGAUUUUAACCAAACUUGCACACAACGUGUAUCACCAUAAGAUCUCGAUUCCUUUCUUGAACUGGUCAGAUCCCAUUACAGGUUCCAGAGUUAUGGCCCCUGAAAGGGCCAAAAUUAGAUGUUUUGACCUUGUCUGCACAAUAGCAGCUUUAUUUAUAAUUUGAUUUUUACCAAACAAGCAUACAACUUGUAUCACCAUAAGAUCUUUGCUCCUUUCUUGAACUGGCCAGAUCCUAUUAUGGGUACCAGAGUUAUGGCUCCUGAAAGGGCCAGAAUUAGCUAUUUUGACCUUGUCUGCACAAUAGCAGCUUCAUUUAUGAUUUAAUUUUAACCAAACUUGCACACAACUUGUAUCACCAUAAUGAUCUUGGUUCCUUUCUUGAGCUGGCUAGAUUCCAUUAUGGGUUCCAGAGUGAUGGCCCCUGAAAGGGCCAGAUUAGCUAUUUUGACCUUGUCUACACAAUAACAGCUUCAUUUAUGAUUUGAAUUUAAUUAAACUUGCACAAAACUUGUGUCACCAUAAGAUCUAGAUUCCUUUCUUGAACUGGCCAGAUCCCGUAAUGGAUACCAGAGUUAUGGCCCCUGAAAGGGCCAAAAUUAGCUGUUUUGACCUUGUCUGCACAAUAGCAGCUUCAUUUAUGAUUUGAUUUUAACCAAACUUGCACAAAACUUAUAUCACCACAAGAUCUUGGUUCCUUUCUUGAACUGGCAAGAUUUCUUCAUGGGUUCCAGAGUUAUGGCCCCUUAAAGGUCCAAAAUUGGCUAUUUUGGCUUUUGCGGCCAUAUAGACUUCAUUUAUGGUUUUAUUUGACACAAACUUCCAAAAUAUCUUCAACAACAAUAAAUCUUGGAUUCCACGACAAAUCAGAUCCAUUCGUAGGUUCCAGAGUUAUUUUAUAUCUGAUUACCUCCCCUGAUUGUAAUCAAAAUGGAUUUAUAUCAGUAAGUACUUAUAGGACGUAUUUGAAAUUUUAUUAUUGUCAUUAGUUGGACUGAGUCAAUGAGAGUAGAUAACUAUGGACUGAUUUUAUGUUAAAUUACCUCCCUUUAUUUCAAAUUAAAUGGGUAUAUCUCCGUAACUAAUGAAGAUACUGAUCUGAAAUUUCAUUUAUGUCAACAGAUUUUUGGCAGAUCCUUCUUUUGUUAACUUACAAUCAUUUUUUUUAAUUACUUCCCAUUUACGUUACUAUAAAUAGCUUGCUUUUAGUAGCUUUUUUAUUAUUGGCCGUAGGGAAAAACCGAGACCACUUUUCUGUGGUACAACAUGGAUGGUACCUCCAAUUUUUAGGUGUAUUUUGACAUAUCUGUACCUUGUAAGAUUUUUUUUUCUUUUUGGUUUAAUUUCUUCCCUUUGUUGUUCCUCUCCUUUGGACUUAGAUAUUUUUUCUGAGGACCUUCUUAUCCUCAAGUGCAGUGAUAACAGGUGAGCGAUAUAGGGCCAUCAUGGCCCUCUUGUUUUUUGUUGUGGUUUUUUCUUUUACAUUGUUCGAGGGAUGAUAGAAACAUAAUGGAGCUGGAUCUGUAUGUUUUCAUACUAUGCACAUUUUGUUAGCUCGACUAUACGAAGUAUAAGGAGAGCUGUCCUACUUGCCCCGGCAUCGGCGUCUUUCCGCGUCCCCACUUUGGUUAAAGUUUUGGUGCACUUUCUCUUUUUUCAACUUAUCUCUGUAAUUACUUUAUGGAAUUGAUUCAAACUUGAAAUACUUAUUCCUCAUCAUCAUUUACAUCAUCUGACAUAAGGAUCAUAACUCUGGCACCAAUAUUUCAUGAAUUAUCCCCCACUUUUCACUUAGAUUUUCAGGUUAAAGUUUUGAUGCACUUUCACUCUGUCUCUGUUAUUACUGAAUGGAUUUUAUUCAAACUUAAAAUAGUUGUUCAACAUCAACACCCACAUCAUAUGACACAAGAUGCAUAACUCUGGCACAAUUUUUCAUGAAUUAUUCCCCUUUUUACUUAGAAUUUCAGGUUAAAGUUUUAUGCACUUUCACUCUAUCUCUGUUAUUACUGAAUAGAUCUGAUUCAAACUUAAACAAUUGUUCAGCAUCAUUACCCUUAUCAUAUGACACAAGGUGCAUAACUCUGGGACCAAUUUUUCAUGAAUUAUUUCCCCUUUUUACUUAGAAUUUUAGGUUAAAGUUUUGAUGCACUUUCACUCUGUCUCUGUUAUUACUGAAUGGAUUUUAUUCAAACUUAUAAUAGUUGUUCAACAUCAUCGCCCACACUAUAUGACACAAGCUGCAUAACUCUGGCGCCAAUAUUUAAUGAAUUAUGCCCCUUUUUGCUUAGGAUGUACUUAUAUAGACUCAGGCUAUUGUGCAAUAUCUUCAUCCACAAUUGGAGUCAUCAAACACUCCAGUGACAGCUCUAGUUUCCUCAGAUGUGCCCAGUUUCACUAUCCAGCAUCGAAAUAGUCCAGCGCGCUGUCUCCUGUGACAGCUCUUGUUAUAAAUUCCUGUUUGCCUAUUUUGACUAAAUGAUUCCUUGACAUCUUGGUAAAAACUACUCGGUACUUCUAAAGAGGAGGCUUAAAAGUAAAUAUACAUUUAGUAAAAAGAGAAAUGUUUUGUUCAAAUUCUAAGAUGUUGUAACUUGUAUUUUUUAAAGCAAAAUUCUGUUAAGACAUCUUUCUUUGUUUAAAUUGUUUUAUUGUUUGGUUAUUCAUUACAUUAUUUUCUACAUUGAUUUGUAUUUCAGUUUUGUCAGUAUACGUAUUGUAACCCUGAUCUCAAUUUUCACAAACUUAAUUCUUCAGAAUUUCUAAAAAUAGAAACAAAUCAGCAGUUUUCUUUUCAUAUCGUGUAAUUGUGACUGUUUUACCAGGUUUUCAAAAGAAAAAAAAACAAGUGGUUAUUAGAUAGGCGAAUGUCGUUGUGCGUGCACUCUGCAUCAACUUAUAGUUUUCACUGAGCAACUUGAGUUAGGAUUGACCGAUUGCAAAUUGGUAUAUAGGUAGUUUGCAUAGAGAGGGAGGUUUGGAUUGCGUAUGAGGUCCCUAGUUGCUAAAAAUGAAAACAAAACGGUUAACGUUCAAAAACAUCAGUUUGCAUCGAUAUAUUGAAAUUGAACUUUGCUUAUAUUUAGCUUAGAAAAAAAAACAAGGUAGGGUUUGUAUAUGGGGUUUGUGGGGUCAAGUUCAAGGUCAGCAUAAAAUAAUAAAUCUGCAUACUUAGAAAAGUCUGCCAUGGCACAGUGUGGUCUAGAGCGAUGGUCCAAAGCUACCUUUUGUGCUGUGGAAAUGAUGGGUCUUGGUUUAAAUCGUGACAUAACUUUUGUAAUUUUAAUGCCAUAAGUUCCAGGUCACAGUUAUAAAAAAUAGGGUUUUUAAACUGUGAUCAUUAAAAAGGUGGUUUCCAGGUUAUAACGUUAGUUUGUAAUCUUCUUACUGUCACCAAACUUGGUGUAUAGCAAGCUUAUAUGAAGAGUCAGCUUUGGGGUCACAGUUACUAUAAAUCGGAAUAUGGCUUUCACUCGAUAUCUUUAUUUGGGUACAUCUAUUGUCAGCAAAUUAGGUGUGUUGAUAGCUUAUAACAAACACUAAGGUUGCGAAUGUAUUUGUCACCAAAUGCGAUGUAUAACAAGCUUAUAUCAAGAAUUGGGUUUUGAGUGUAUUUGAAGUAUACCUAUUGUCAGCAAACAUGGUCUUUAGAUCGCUUUUAUCAAACACGGUUUGGAAUGUAUUUGGGGAUCAAUCGCGUCGAUGCCACUGGUACUUAAAAGUAGAAAAUUUUCCACUGAAUAUAUACUUUGCGUCGGUACAGUUGGCUAAAGCUUUCGUCUAGUGUACCUCUUAUAAUGAGAAAUGAACGGGUCAUGGUUUAAAUCCUGGUGUGGUCCUUCACUGCCAUAGGGUCAGGAAUUACAUAUGGCAAUGACACCUCUAUGCUUGGUGUAUCUGUACUUCUGAAUAGCAUGAAUGGAUGCAGUCAGAUAGGUAUUACGGAAAAUGACCCCUUUUUUAACGAGAACUUGUUGGCGUGAUGCAAAGAUUUCAGCGUUUCUUGUUUUUAGCUCACCUGAGCCAAAGGCUCAUAGUGAGCUUUUGUGACCGUUCAAUGUCAGUCGUCCGACGUGCGUCGUCCGUCUGUCAACAUUUUCUAAAAAAAAUCUUCUUAAAAACCACUGGGCAGAAUUACAGCAAACUUCACAGGAAUGAUCCUUAUAUGGCCCCCUUUCAAAAUUGUUCCAAGAAUUGAAUUCCAUGCAGAACUCUGGUUGCCAUGGCAGCCGAAAGGAAAAACUUAAAAAAAAUUCUUGUCCAAAACCGCAGGGCCUAGGGCUUUGAUAUCUGGUGUGUAGCACCAUCUAGUGGUCCUCUACCAAGAUUUUUCAAAUUAUCCCCCAAGGGUCAAAUAUGGCCCCGCCCCGGGGGUCACACGGUUUAUAUAGACUUAAAUAGGGAAAAAAGUUUUAAAAAUCUUCUUGUCUGAAACCACAACACUUAGACCUUUGAUAUUUGGUUUGUAGCACUGUCUUAUGGUUCUUAACCAAAAUUGUUCAAAUUAUACCCCUUGGGUGAAAUGAAGCCCUGCCCUGGGGGUCCCAAGUUUUAUGUAGACUCAUAUAGGAAAAAGCUUUAAAAAUCUUCUUGUCUGAAACCAUACGACAUAGGCUUUUGAUAUUUGGUAUGAUGCAUUGUCUAGUAGUCCUCUACCAAAAUUAUUCAAAUUAUGCCCCUGGGUUAAAAGAGGUCCCGCCCUGGGGUCACUUAGUUAUUAUGUGUGUUAUAUAGGAAAAAUACUUAAAAAAAUCAUCUGAUCCUAUUUCUAAGACUGUUCAAUUACCUGAUGACCCCAAGUAAUAUGAUGUCACUUGACUGUGACCUUGACCUACUGACCUACUUUCUUGUUUUUAGCUCGACUAUUCGAAGAAUAGUCUAGCUAUUCUACUCACCCUGGCGUCGGCGUCGGUGUCGGCGUCACACCUGGGUUAAGUUUUUGCAUGCAAGUACAUACAGCCAUCAAUGAAAGGCAUAUAGCUUUGAAACUUAUUUCUUCUUUUUCUAGGUCAAUUACCAACCUCUCUGGGUCAAGUCCCAUAACUCUGACAUGUAUUUUGAGCAAAUUAUGCCCCCUUUUGGACUUAGAAAAUGUUGGUUAAAGUUUUACAUGCAAGUUACUAUCUCCAAAACUAAUGCAGAUAUUGGUUUGAAACUUCACAUGUGUCUUCGGGGUUAUAAAACUAGUUGAUAGCAGCAAGUCCCAUAACUCCGACUUUCAUUUUGGCCAAAUUAUGCCCCCUUUUGGACUUAGAAAAUUCUGGUUAAAGUUUUGCGUGCAAGUACAUACAACUAUUUCUAAAAGGCAUAUAGAUUUGAAACUUAUUUUUUCUUUUUCUAGAUCAAUUACCAACCUCACUGGGUCAAGACCCAUAACUCUGACAUGUAUUUUGAGCAAAUUAUGCCCCCUUUUAGACUUAGAAAAUUUUGGUUAAAGUUUUACAUGCAAGUUACUAUCUCCAAAACUAAUGCAGAUAUUGAUUUGAAACUUCACAUGUGUCUUCAGGGUUAUAAAACUAGUUGAUAGCAGCAAGUCCCAUAACUCUGACUUUAUUUUGGCCAAAUUAUGCCCCCUUUUGGACUUAGAAAAUUCUGGUUAAAGUUUUGCGUGCAAGUACAUACAACUAUUUCUAAAAGGCAUAUAGAUUUAAAACUUAUUUUUUCUUUUUCUAGAUCAAUUACCAACCUCACUGGGUCAAGUCCCAUAACUCUGACAUGUUUUUUGAGCAAAUUAUGCCCCCUUUUAGACUUAGAAAAUUUUGGUUAAAGUUUUACAUGCAAGUUAUUAUCUCCAAAACUAAUGCAGAUAUUGAUUUGAAACUUCACAUGUGUCUUCGGGGUUAUAAAACUAGUUGAUAGGAUCAAGUCCCAUAACUCUGACCUUCAUUUUGGCCAAAUUAUGCCCCCUUUUGGACUUAGCAAGUUCUGGUUAAAGUUUUGCGUGCAAGUACAUACAGCUAUUACUAAAAGGCAUAUAGAUUUGAAACUCAUUUUUUCUUUUUCUAGAUCAAUUACUUACCUCACUGGAUCAAGGUGAAGAAAUGCGAAGAUCGGUUGUAUUUCUUUUCGAACAUCCAAUGUAUAUUUAGAUUGUUGCAGUAGUUCACAUUUAGUUUGAUUGAUUAACUGCAUGUUUCAGUAGUUAACGAUUCAUCUUCCUCAUUUUUGUCAUUGUCAUCUAGAUUGUUUGAUUCACUGAAAGUGUUUCAGCAGUUUAAAAGUGAAGUUCAUCUUCACUUUGGUUUUUUUUGCCAUUAUUUGUACAUUUACAUUAUUAGAUUCACUGCAGGUAUUGCAGCAGUUUACAAUCAAAAUAAAGUUUAUUUGUUUA
Mercenaria mercenaria is the source of this 25106-nucleotide messenger RNA. Its product is annotated as TPR and ankyrin repeat-containing protein 1-like. NCBI's taxonomy places the organism in Eukaryota, Metazoa, Mollusca, Bivalvia, Venerida, Veneridae. The record is from RefSeq and is a predicted model, not a curated record. The transcript has 46 exons. Bases 133 to 12279 code for a protein of 4048 amino acids. Gene Ontology annotation, molecular function: ATP binding; protein binding.